GGGAGGGAGGAAGAGAGAGACUAGAGGAAAAGUAACAGCAUGAACUCUGAAAUCCUGUGGAUCCUUCUAUGCACCCUGUUGGGGAAGACCCUAGGUAAUCGAAUGCGAUGUUAUGACUGCGAUCCAGAUGGUCCUUGCUCUGAGAUUAUAAAAACAUGUGGGGAGGGUGAACGCUGUGGAUUCCUGGAGCAGAGACUCAACCAAGAGAAGGAGCAGGUCAAGUUUCCAGGGAACCCCACAGUCACCCUGAUCCAUCACCGCCCUACCUGUGUGGCUGCCCAUCACUGUGAACAGGAGAAAACAGAGUUGGUGGGGGGUGUGCCCUACACCACUCACAGUAGCUGUUGCCAUGGUGACCUCUGCAAUGGUGCUGCAGCUACUAUGGUUCCUAGUAUUGCCUCGGUCACUCUGGUGGCUACCACACUGGCUUGGAUCCUUCCAGGACUAUGGGGAGGGUAAUGGCAUUUCUGUAUGGGCAGAGGGAGGGAGUGGGGCUGGGAUCCCUUCCUCCAAUGUUAAUUAAA
Molecule: messenger RNA, 524 nt
Organism: Dromiciops gliroides (monito del monte)
Lineage: Eukaryota; Metazoa; Chordata; Mammalia; Microbiotheria; Microbiotheriidae
Gene: LY6G6D
Product: lymphocyte antigen 6 family member G6D
Exons: 3
Coding region: 40-459 (139 amino acids)
Biological process (GO): acetylcholine receptor signaling pathway
Cellular component (GO): external side of plasma membrane
Molecular function (GO): acetylcholine receptor inhibitor activity
Source: RefSeq, a predicted model, not a curated record